Molecule: messenger RNA, 1251 nt
Organism: Diutina rugosa
Lineage: Eukaryota; Fungi; Ascomycota; Pichiomycetes; Serinales; Debaryomycetaceae
Gene: CAG1
Product: guanine nucleotide-binding protein subunit alpha
Exons: 1
Coding region: 1-1251 (416 amino acids)
Biological process (GO): G protein-coupled receptor signaling pathway
Cellular component (GO): heterotrimeric G-protein complex
Molecular function (GO): G protein-coupled receptor binding; G-protein beta/gamma-subunit complex binding; GTP binding
Source: RefSeq, a predicted model, not a curated record
AUGGGGUGCACCGUGAGUCAGUUAGAAGAUGACCUUUACUUGCUCCAAAAACAACACGACAACUCCCUCAACCAACAGAUCCUGUUGACGAGGGCCGGCGCCGCCAACCCGCAAUUUCGAAUGAUCCUCUUGGGCCCGGGGGAACUGGGUAAGUCCACCGUGUUGAAGCAGAUGGAGUUGUUACACAAAGGCGGUUUUCCUGAGUCGAAAAGACGACAAUACGCUAAGGUGAUUUGGACGGAUGUCGUCCAACUGAUGAGACAGCUCAUCAUCAUGCUGCGGAAGUUGAAGAUCCCUCUUGACUGUGACCAGCCUGAUUCGCCGUUGCAACUUGCCAAACGGGUAGUGUUACGAGCUAACCCUCUGUCGAACGCCGAUGAGGCGAAAUUGAUGGCUAAGUUCAUCAUUGGCAGCACCGAUUGGUCGCGUCCUCAGCAAACAAACCCUUGGGAAACUACCAGUAGUGCUGAAGAAAAACUCUUGUGGGGAGCGUCUCUGGAGACGGCGACGGCGGCGUCAGCAGCUGAAGCCCCGCAAGACUCGCGGCAGGAUAUCGCCGAUGCCAUCGCUAAGUUGUGGACAGAGGAUCUGGGGAUCCGCAAGUGCUACGAACGGCUGAACGAGUUCCAGCUAUUGACGUCAGCCGAGUACUACUUCAAAGCCAUCGGCAAGUUCGUUGAUCCCAAUUACCUUUGCUCCGAUGAAGACAUUUUGAUGGGGAGAAUCAAGACCUCGGGGAUCACCGAGACCGACUUCAAUUUGAAGCUGUUCAACUUCAAAGUGUUGGAUGCUGGCGGUCAGCGGCUGGAACGUCGCAAAUGGCUCCAUUACUUUGAGAAUAUUACCUGCGUCCUCUAUGUGAUGGCGGUAUCUGAGUAUGACCAGAAAUUGCUUGAAGACGAAAACGUCAAUCGGAUGGAGGAACUGUUGCAUCUAUUUGAUACUUUAUGCAACUCGCAAUGGUUCCAAAACACUCCGUUUAUCAUCUUCCUCAACAAGGUCGAUCUUUUGGAGAAAAAAUUGUCGAAGCUGCCGGUGAAAAACUACUUUCCCGACUUUAACGGCCGGGCCAAUAACGUCGACGACGCCAUCGCCUAUUUUGAAAACCGGUUGAAGCUGCUCAACCACACCAACAAACAAUUAUACAUCCAUCGCACCUGUGCCACCGACACGCUGAGCAUGAAGUUUGUCAUCAACGCCGUCACCGACUUCAUGAUCCAGGACAGUUUACGCGAGCUGGGGCUUAUUUAG